GAUAUUAUUAGAAAAACGAAAAAUAUAACUUAAGUAGUAAAUAUUAAAUAAAAAAAAUGGAAAAAAGACAUGGAACAUGUCGUUUCUGCGUAGAAAUAGGGGAACAUCAAGAUCUAUUUACAGAAUACUGGUCGAAUGGUAACAAAGAAAUUUACAUGGAUACAAUAAUGGAUUGUUUCAACAUUUACUUAUCAACCGACACUUCACUGAGUACUCUGAUCUGUUCGUCAUGUGUACAACUGCUAAGAAACGCUAAUAACUUUCGUACGAUGAUUGUAAAGUCGGAACAAAAACUUUUAAAUUCAAUUACUGACAAAGAAACUGUGUUCAUAAAUGUUCCAGCAAAUUCCCAUCAAUUAGAAGAUGUUGAGGACAUAAAGACUGAGGACCUGAUUGAUGUGAAAGUGGAGAACGAGGGUGAGGAGUCUAUGGACUUUGAUUCUGAAUAUUUUGUAGACAACAUUGAAGAUGUUUGUGACAUAUCAACAAAAGAUGAUGCACCAGAGGAACCUUUAGACCCUGAAGCAGCUUUAUUGGCCAGAUUCCCAAGACGCAGUCUAAAACUACCCACAAGAGAAUCAUUGAAAAUUGCAUGCCCUGCAUUCUUCAAACAUCUUGAAAUGUUGAAAGAUAAAAUAGUAUUACCGAGAAUGAUAGCAAAACUUCUUGAAUCCGAUGAUCAUCCACCACCAGUGAAGAAAAGAAAACUCUAUAUAUCAGAGAAAAUGGGUCAUAUAUUAAACGCAGCUGUUUUAUUAGAAAACAGUAAUGCAACACCUUUCAAAAACAGAAAUUGUUCCGGAUACCCAUGUUAUUAUUGUCGAAAACUAUUCGAAAAUUUGGACAAAUUACGUGAACAUUUGACACAACACAAGAAAAAAGAAAUUAAAAAAAUACUUUCUACUUAUGGGGCGGAAUAUUUUGUGGUGUACGUUGAUGUGACGGACUUAAAGUGUACAAUAUGUGAUGAAAAAGUGUCAAAUUUGAACGAUUUAAAAUCUCAUUUAAUUAAAGUGCAUAAAAAAAACUAUUACAGUGAAUAUACAGACCGUGUUAUUCCGUUCAAAUUAUCACCAAACAAUAUAUUCGAGUGUCAAGUUUGUGGUUUCAAUUUUGAGACCUUCGGUUCAAUAGAACGGCACAUGAACAUACAUUAUAGGAAUUAUGUAUGUGAAGAGUGCGGUUCCGGCUUUAUAACUAAAUAUAGAUUAAGAGUUCAUACAAAAUCUUUACAUGAAGCUGGAAACUAUCCUUGCGAUAUAUGUAAAAAAGUUUACACAACAGCACAGAAGCAGAAAAACCAUGUUGCAGCUGUUCAUAUGAAUUUAAAAAGAUUCAAAUGUCCAAAAUGUCCGGAAAGGUUCUCCGAAUACUUUAAAAGGCAUAAGCAUUUGGUUGAAACACACGGUAUGACACCUUUGAAGUACAAAUGCAACGUUUGUGACAAAUCUUUUGACAGAAGGUAUUCAUUAUCACGUCAUUUGAAGAGAGACCAUUUGGAAGAACGGGAUUUUCAUUGUGACAUAUGUCCUUAUACUUGUUUUACGAAUAACGAAUUAAGAGUUCACAUGAUAAAGCAUAACGGUGAAAGAAUAUAUGAAUGUACGGUUUGUAAAAAGUCUUAUGCGAGGAAAAAGACUUUGAAAGAACAUAUGAGGAUACAUAAUAAUGAUAGAAGGUUCGCUUGUGCUGUUUGCGGACAGGCUUUUGUACAAAAGUGUAGUUUGAAAGGACAUAUAAAGACACACCAUUUAGAAUAUAGUAUGCAAUGAUAGCACUGGAUUGGCUCACUGGCGCCAGUUAGUGUUUAAAUUAUAACAGUUGUGUGCUAGUGUUUAUUUGAGCGCUACUGGCUUAUUGUACUGGUAUAAAUGUAGCAUGUCGAAUGUUGUGUAGGUUUAAAUGUAUUUAACUAUAUUAAACUAACAUAUAAUACAAAAAAAUGGGUAGAAUGCUUGGAAAUAAACAACUUUUUCUUUGUUCCGAUUUAAAUGCAUCUGUUGAUGUACUGAUAGUUAA
Messenger RNA from Papilio machaon (common yellow swallowtail), 2019 nucleotides. Its product is annotated as zinc finger protein 320. Bases 57 to 1772 code for a protein of 571 amino acids. NCBI's taxonomy places the organism in Eukaryota, Metazoa, Arthropoda, Insecta, Lepidoptera, Papilionidae. Gene Ontology annotation, cellular component: nucleus; chromosome. Gene Ontology annotation, biological process: regulation of transcription by RNA polymerase II. Gene Ontology annotation, molecular function: chromatin insulator sequence binding; zinc ion binding. The record is from RefSeq and is a predicted model, not a curated record. The transcript has 5 exons.